This is a messenger RNA of Naegleria lovaniensis, 1416 nucleotides long. RefSeq lists its product as uncharacterized. The record is from RefSeq and is a predicted model, not a curated record. The transcript has 3 exons. Bases 1 to 1416 code for a protein of 471 amino acids. Gene Ontology annotation, biological process: box C/D snoRNP assembly; chromatin remodeling; regulation of transcription by RNA polymerase II. Gene Ontology annotation, cellular component: Ino80 complex; Swr1 complex; NuA4 histone acetyltransferase complex. Lineage: Eukaryota; Heterolobosea; Eutetramitea; Acrasida; Naegleriidae. Gene Ontology annotation, molecular function: DNA helicase activity; ATP binding; ATP hydrolysis activity.
AUGUCUGUAAAAAUCAAUCAGGAAGUAAAAGAUAUCACCCGAGUAGAACGAGUGGGAGCUCACUCUCAUAUUCGUGGUCUCGGUGUGGAUGAUUCCUUCUCUGCUCGUGCAAGCUCUGAAGGUAUGGUCGGACAACAAAAGGCUAGAAAGGCAGCUGCAGUAAUUCUUCAAAUGAUAAAGGAAGGUAAAAUUGCUGGUAGAGCAAUCCUUAUCGGAGGUCCUCCAGGAUCAGGCAAAACAGCCAUCGCAAUGGCCAUGGCUCAGUCUCUAGGACCUGAAACUCCAUUCACAAUGCUUGCCGGCUCUGAAAUUUUCUCACUUGAAAUGAGCAAAACUGAGGCUUUAACACAAGCAUUUAGACGAAGUAUUGGAGUUCGUAUAACCGAAGAGUCCGAAGUUAUUGAAGGAGAAGUGGUAGAAAUUCAAAUUGACAGACCUCUCGAUGCUAGCAGCGCGUCACAAGGCAAAACAGGUAAAAUCACAUUAAAAACAACAGAUAUGGAGACCAUUUAUGAUUUAGGUGCUAAGAUGAUUGAAGGUUUGCAAAAAGAAAAAGUUCAAAGUAAGGACGUUAUUUCCAUCGAUAAGGCAACAGGAAAAAUUACAAAACUAGGUCGUUCAAUUUCUGCAACUGGUGACUAUGACGCAAUGGGACCAAAUACAAAAUUUGUUCAAACGCCAGUUGGUGAAUUACAAAAGAGAAAAGAGUCUCAACACAUGGUAACAUUACACGAAAUUGAUGUCAUCAAUAGCAGAAGUCAAGGUUUUAUUGCUCUCUUUGCUGGAGACACUGGAGAAAUUAAGUCUGAGGUCAGAGAACAAAUUGACCAAAAAGUGGCUGAGUGGAGAGAAGAAGGUAAAGCAGAAAUCGUUCCUGGAGUUUUAUUUAUUGACGAGGUUCACAUGCUGGACAUUGAAUGCUUUUCAUUCUUGAAUAGAGCCAUUGAAAGUGACAUGGCACCCAUCUUGAUUAUGGCCACAAACCGUGGUAAUAGUACUGUAAGAGGAACUGAUAUUAAGAGCCCUCAUGGUAUUCCAAUUGACUUGCUAGAUCGUACACUAAUUAUUUCUACCUCUUCUUACAGCAGAGAAGAAUUGAAACAGAUUAUUCAAAUUAGAUGUGAAGAAGAGGAUGUAAAACUGAGUGACAAGGCUCUCGACCUGUUGGUAUCAAUUGCAGGAAACACGUCAUUGCGUUAUGCGUUACAAUUAAUUACGACAUCUGCUCUUGUUGCACAGAAAAGAAAGAGCACCGAGGUUGGUACGGAAGAUAUAAGAAGAGUUUUUGCGUUGUUUGUGGAUGUGAAACGAUCUCAAACAUUUUUGGAAGGCUUCCAAAGUCAGUACAUUCUCUCGACAUCAGUUGCAUCAGGAAAUGCCUCAACAGUACAAGAUACAAUGGAUACUAUGGAAUAA